AUGGACGAUUCUUCAAAGAUGAGCAAAGAUAAUAAAGAUGAUUCUCCAAAGAUGAACGGGAAUAAUGAAGAAUAUGACAUUUGUUUGAGAAUUGGUUGGGAUUGUGAACAGGAUAGCUCACCAAAUCGCGAAAAUUAUAAUGAAAUUUUGCGUGUAAAUGUUACAAACAUAUCCGUUCAUUUGAACAAUUAUACUAUUAAAGUAGAACUUUUGAAAACAGCGAAAUUUUUUGGAUUGAAAAUUGAUCAAAAAUUAGAUUGGCUAGCUUGCAGAUCGGUGAUCGAAUAUAUCGGGUUGCUCUUAUACGAUCAUGCGAUAAUACAAUUUUAUGGAUGGACCCUCAGGCCUGAUAUUAAAUGCUACGUAACUGACACAACCGAUAAAACUGACACAACUGAUGAAGCUGAUGUAGCUGAUAAAAUUCCUAUUGUGAUUGGGGUGAUCAAAGAUGAGCAGAUAAAGGAUGAUAUGUUAAAAGAAGUUGAAAAUGAUUUUGUUUGUUUGCUGGAUCAAAAUGAAAAGGAUGAUGAGAAUUCCAUUAUUGAAAUCCUAAAAGGAUUUAUACCUAUGAUUUUAGACCUUAAAGGUAAAUCUCAAAAUUAUAAUGCUGAUUCUUUAUAUUAA
Cetraspora pellucida is the source of this 624-nucleotide messenger RNA. The record is from the annotation of a GenBank genome assembly. Lineage: Eukaryota; Fungi; Glomeromycota; Glomeromycetes; Diversisporales; Gigasporaceae.